This is a messenger RNA of Colletotrichum gloeosporioides, 1803 nucleotides long. Its product is annotated as putative serine/threonine-protein kinase mkcD. Gene Ontology annotation, biological process: protein phosphorylation. The transcript has a single exon. Lineage: Eukaryota; Fungi; Ascomycota; Sordariomycetes; Glomerellales; Glomerellaceae. Gene Ontology annotation, cellular component: cytoplasm. The record is from RefSeq and is a predicted model, not a curated record. Bases 1 to 1803 code for a protein of 600 amino acids. Gene Ontology annotation, molecular function: ATP binding; protein serine/threonine kinase activity.
AUGUCCCUUGCGAGCGGCGCAUCCACGCAGCUAUUCAGCGACACUCCCGACCUUCAGCGCCGCCUUGACGAAGCGGCAGCCGACCGGCGCCCGGACGACUCCGCAGGCCCCGCGCCGGUGAAUAGCGGUCUUCCAGUCGCACCCCGUCACCCCGUUCCCGUCGCCCAAGAAGGGAAAAAUGUCGAUGCUCCAUCUGCGUCGCCCAUAUCCAUCGCUGAGCUCGAUGAGGUAUUGAGACGAGCAUCGCUCACCUCGCUCCCCGACGCGCGUCUCAUUGUCGCUCACCAUCGCCCUCCAAAGACCACAGAUCCCGCCGUCAUCCCUCUUCCUCACACCACCAGCCACCGAGACUUGGUCGGGGUGGUGCAGCGCACGGAAGAUGUCUGCUUCACUUUAUGCAUUCCCUUUCACGACAACCCCGCGCUGCCGCCCUCACCUCGCUUCAUUCAAUCACGGCUCAUCUGUCACAUUUACUAUGACCCAGCCAGCGACGACUGCGUCAUCGUGAAUAAGUCCACGGCCCUUUUCCUCCUCACAGGCAUCUGCCCAGAUCAAGGCCGAAAACCAUUGCACAAUGGCGAGGCUCGAGUGGUGCAGCCCGGGACGUGGAGGAUAUCCGUAGCCUAUGGCGCAGACUUCGCCGAGCAAGCCCUUGUAGACUUCCUCAUCCUGCGGAGACAAUUCAGCGUUACAAUCCACGAAGCCCCUCUUUCCCUGGCAAGUUCUAGGAAGCGAUCCGCUGCUGAUGCAGAAGAUGUAAGGCUAAAGAAACGAAGGCACGAGGGCGACAUCACGGAAAUCCUGCUUGCCGCAGCCCCAGAUGAUGAUGGGGCUGAUGAUGAUGCCGGGCUUAAGAUGACCUCAACCCGCACAGCCAGCAGACAGCUUGUGCAUACCAAGGGCACACCUCUUUUGGAUCUCGGCCGCGGAGAGGUGGCUGUCAUCCGCGGCCCACGCAGAAGCCACGGCGAUGUCAGCACUGAGGGUUCGGCCAUGUACGACCUGCGCCGACUCGAAAAAGUUGCCGACACCCCAUCAGCGAGUCUCUUCACCGGCCGUCACUCAGGAUUACCUGUUGAUGUCGUCGCCAAAGUCAUCAGAUACACCGGCAAGACGGCCGUCGACCUGGUCAAAUGCGCCCGGAGCUGGCAGCAGGAGAAGACUGUCCUGGAGAAGUUGCAUCACGCGAACAUCAUCUCACUCAAAGCAUUCGACGGCCGUCUCUUCGCCAUGUAUGUGGAGCGCCUCCCAGGAUCCCUCAACCGCGGCGAAUCGUCGCCGUUCGCACCCCACGAGGCGCGGACGAUCCUCCGGGACGUUGCAUCAGCCCUGUCGUACAUCACCGCUCAAAACAUUGCCCAUAACGAUAUCAAGCCUGCAAAUAUCGCCUACUCGCCGGAACGUGGCGCCGUCCUCUUAGAUUUCGGGCUUGCCACGGCCUUGAACGUGCCGGCGAUGCUCGGGGGCACGCCAUGGUACAUCCCACCCGACCUCAUUACCAGGCAGAGCAGAGGUGCGCCGGGAGAUAUAUGGGCGUUGGGAGUGACGAUGCUUUACGUGCUUGCCAAGGUGAUACUGCCGGAGCGGACCAUGAGAGGCUGGUUGAUUCGAGAGGUGAUGACCGAGAACAGCGAAGCGCGAGCGAAGAUGAUACAGUGGUUGGAUGUUGUGCAGGCAGAAAGGGAGAGCCUGGCGUCCUCGGAUGUCGUGGAAAACAUUGUUUACAAGAUGUUGGAUCCUACAGCGAAGUCGAGAAUUGAUGCCUCGCAGAUAGUGGCGGCUCUGGCCGAUGCUCGUCCAUAA